Messenger RNA from Pocillopora meandrina, 13903 nucleotides. Lineage: Eukaryota; Metazoa; Cnidaria; Anthozoa; Scleractinia; Pocilloporidae. The record is from the annotation of a GenBank genome assembly.
AGCAUCAACGGAUAGGGAAAAAGAGUCACUGAACACCUUUAAAGAAGCCUUAAAACAGCUUUCACAGAUGAUGAAUGAACUUAGAGGUGAGAAGGAAGUGCGGAAACGCUCAGCUUUUUGUGAGCGUUUCCUUUGAUUUCAGUCAACUAUUGGAAGAUAUUCUGCCCACAAGAACUCAGUAAUCGUAUAAAAUUGAGUCUUUGAUGUAUUUGAAUAACUCUUAAUUUAGCCAAUUUCUUGAAAACAGAUCAAUCGUUUCCUUUUGAACUUUAGUGUCCGCAGGGACGGAGAAAGAGUUACUGAUGAAAGAGCUGAAAGCAUCUAGAGAUAGGGAAAAAGAGUUAUUGAACUCCAAAGAAGCCUUUAAACAGCUGUCAGAGAUGAUGAACGAUCUUAAAGGUGAGAAGGAAGUGAAACGCUCAGCUUUUUGUGAGCGUUUCCUUUGAUUUCAGAUAACUACUGGAAGAUAUUCAGCCCUCAAGAACUCGGUAAUCGUAUACAAUUGAGUCUUUGAUGUAUUCGGAUGACUCUCAUUUUAGCCAAUUUCUUGACAACAAAUCAAUAGUUUUCUUUUGAACUUAAGUUUCCACAAAGGCAGAAAAAGAGUUUCUGACGAAAGAGCUGAAAUCAUCCAGAGAAGAAGUAAAACAGCUUUCACAGGAGAUGAAUGAAGUGAGAGGUAGGACCAAGACAUAGAAACUUGUACCUCCUUUUUUAAGCGUGUCUUUUGACUGAUUUACGAUGCUAAACCAACAAUUAUCUGCUCACAAAAACCGGUAAUUGCAUACAUUUAUUGUCAUCAUUCCCAGUCAAGACACCUUCAUUAAAGCUAAUAAAAUGUUGCUCUUUCAACUUAAGCAUCAACGGAUAGGGAAAAAGAGUCACUGAACACCUCUAAAGAAGCCCUAAAACAGCUUUCAGAGAUGAUGAAUGAACUCAGAGGUAAGAAGGAAGUGAAACGCUUAGCUUUUUGUGAGCGUUUCCUUGGAUUUCAGAUAACUAUUGGAUAUUCUACCCACAAGAACUUGAACUCGGUAAUCGUAUACAAUUGAGUCUUUGAUGUAUUUGAAUAACCCUUUUUUAGCAAAUUUCUUGACAACGAAUCAAUCAUUUCCUUUUGAUUUGCUUUCAGUGUCCGCAGAGAAGGAAAAAGAGUUACUGACGAAAAAGCUGAAAUCAUCUAGAGAAGCCGUGAAACAGCUUUCACAGGAGAAUAAUGAACUGAGAGGUAGGACCGAGGCAUAGAAACUUGUACCUCCUUUUUAAUCGUGUCUUUUGACUAAUUUACGAUUUAACAGUUUCAGAAGCAUUAACAGCAAACACCAAGGGGCUCGUGAAAAUGGUUUGAUAAAUAUGGAUUUAUAGAUAUUAAAAAACUCACGCUUCCCUCGUAUAAACAAUACCUAAAACCGUUAAGGAUAAAACAGCGGCGAAAAAGCGACUAUUUAUCUCCAAAAUCGUUUCUUUGCACGUCGAAACAACCUUUCCCCACUUGCAAUGCUUGCCCCGUGGCCAUCCCAGAGAUCUUUGCGCAAACGCAAGGAUCCGAUUUUUGGCAACUUAUUCAUUGCCGUCGCUUUUAAUCAUUGACAAUGGUUGGCUUGGUAAUUAAGGAAAGCCAAAAGAUUUCUUGUCUCUGUAACACAACCAUUAUUCAGGAAAUCUAGAAAUCUACAAAGAAAUGUGAUUUUGUCUCUGUUCCUUUCUUUUAGCGGCAGCGCCAUCGGAUGAAUAUGAUGAAACAGAUUCUUCAAGCCCGACGCUUUUUAAAAAAUUUAAAGGUAACAUUUUUAGAAGCAACCUCGUCAAAAAGUGUGUGAAAUGUUAUGUGAAUAAUAGGGUGACAAUUCUCACGGUGCAUUCACGUAGUUUUAUCAGUCAUUUAACUUAAAAAGUUCGUACACAUGUGAGAUUUGCCACAUGAAGAAGGCAUGUGAAAACAUAUGAAAAGCAUGUGAAUAAUGUUAGCGAUCCUUUUCACUUUCUUUUCUCGUAAAUGCGUGACAAACCUCAAUUUAUAAACCAGCGGUGGAGUUACAUUUUCACAUAAUUUUCAAAUAUUCAUCAAACAAAUUUCACAUAAUAAUUGUGCAUGGAUGUCUCAUGUGGAAAGAAUGCACAAAGGUCUUAUUUCAAAAGAAUUAUUUUGCCGGCAUUGUUGUUUGCUAGUGCUCUGUUAAUCAUAGCUCUCUUAACCAAAUUCAGUUACAAAUGUUUUCGUGCAGCCUAUUCAUUCCUGAGAGAAAGGAAAAAGUCGAUUACAUUCUGAUUCGCUUUCUUGGAAGCUAAUUAAGCCGUCGUGAUUUGAGAGUAAAUGGUCAGUUAAGAAAACUAUUGCUGUCAUAACAAACAACGUAAUGUCUAAUAAAAAGACGUGAUUUUGAUGAUACUUAUUGGUGUAGCUUGAACCAAUCCGAUCAAAUUGAGAAACGACCUAACCAACUUCACAACUUUCGCAGUAGAAUAACGAAACGUCAUGUUUUAAUCUUGGUACUUUUUAUAGUGAAAAGUUUUCCACACUCCUGCAGAAAAAUCACGUAGAUAUUAUGGGUAUCUGCAAAUCUGUUGCAAGUUUGUCUUACAUAUACGUCGUUCGCAGGGCUGGGUGUAAUCCGUUUCGCUAGCUCUUGCGCUCGUUUUUUUUUUUACAUGCUUGCUUCAAGUAGCUUCUGACCCCUACAAAGAGUUUUGAUUUGAAUUGAAAUUUCACAGACAAUGGUAAUUUUGACAAGCUUAUCUCAGGCUAUCUCAGCUAUCUCGACCACCGCCUUUCCCCCGCCUGCUCUUUUAGUUGUCUCCAUUGAACAAAAUCUGAACCUGGUUACACAAAGCUGAGACAGAAAAAGGGAAAAUGACAACGAUUUUUUCUUCUGUUGUAGGCUUCUUUGUCUCAAAGUCAUCCACAGCGGGAAGGCGUUCACAUCAAAAAACUCAAUUGAAAGAGCUUGAAGUAACUUCAGAAGGUAUUUGUUUUGUCAUUUCGGAAUCAUGGAGAGCUCCUUAAGUUUUAUUCUUCUUUCAGUUUCCUUUCAACGCAGGGGUGGAUGUAUAUUUGACUUUGUCUAUACAUUGUUUCAAGAAGCAUUCAUUUUGUUAAUGAUUCAAAGAUUCACUAAUAAUGCAAUGACGUGGUUUGCUGUCUGUGGCUAAAUCCUGCUGUAAUCGGAGUCAUCUUUUGGUGGAACCUGUUAAAACACUACAUUUUGCAUAAAGAAGGUUGUGAAUUUGAACUUUUUACGCCCCGGUAGGGAUCAAAUUCUCUUACUGUACCAUUUUCUUUUGGUUUGAGUCUACUUUCUACUUCCCAAAGACCAACCAUCGUGUAUCAAUGCGGGUCAAGCAAACAUACAGGAUUGCGCAAAUGAGCGAGGAGAGUGCGUUUACCUAGUUGUACCUCAUCCUUAAACCUCUUCUCGCUUUCUACUUGUGAAAACAUAUCCCUCGAGAUGCUUUCUUGCUAAGCUAAUAAAUUAAGCUUAUUCAACUUAAGCUUCGACGGAGAGGAAAAAAAGAGUCCCUUAAGAAAGAACUGGAAAACUCCGGAAAGGCAGGGAAACGACUUUCAGAGGAGCUGGAUGAUUCAAGAGGUUAAGGACGCAAUGAAACGUUAAUUUUAUGGACUAAGCAUUUCUUUUGAUUCAUGAUCGAAAUUGAGCCAAGUUGAACGAAUAUCUGUCCAUAAAGAUUGGUAAUGGUACACAAGCAUUAAAUUUACUGUGACAUAGUUCCCAAUCAAGACACCUUCAUUAUAGCUAAGAAAUCGUUGCCUUUCCAACUCAAGCAUCCAGGGACAGAGAAAAAGAGUUACCUACAAAUGAGCUGCAAGCCCCCAGAGAGGCCAGAACACAUCUUUCGCAGAAUAAGAGUGAGCGUAAAGGUAAGGAGCUAUUGAAAAGGUAUACCCUCUUGUGCGAGACUAUCACUCUUUACAACAAACCCGACAUUCGUAAGUCCACUGACUGAUGGUCGACCGAAAAAGCCAACCACGACAGUUCUAGGUCACUUUUAAAUCACGUCAGUAGCUUUUUACUUAAUACUUCGCCGUAACUCUCAAUCGUAGUUAUCUUUGUCGAGUUAUUGAUUUUUUGGUUUGACUUCUGCUCUAUAUAAAGCUUCAGGCAAGAGACUAAAAGAGGAACAAGGGAACGUCAAAGAAAUGGAAAAACUUAGGGGUAAGGUUUAACUAGCAAUGGAUUGUAUCGGCGCGAUAACGUUUGUCGGCAACUUUCUUUAAGAUUCACAACAAUGGUGCGGCAAAGUAGAAUAUAAUGGGCAGAGACUGCAGAGAGAAGGCUCACCGCUAGAAAAGGACGUGAAGAUGAGGUCAAACGAGAUUUCUGCAGGGUGCUUAGGGAUUUUUGAAUAUACAUCCGAAUCAUCAGAUUGAAUUGGUUUGUUUCGCUACACUCUAUGAUUUAUCUGAGGGGCCUCCAAUCAUGAUUUCGUUCAAAAAACUAAAUUAAAAAGAAGAACCUUUUGAGCACUUGUUGCUUUAAUAUUUCACAAGCUCCUUUUAUUUUCCUUAAUAAGCUCACUUUUGCUAAAAUGAGUUUUUUCGGUUUUGAUAUCACGACAAAGGAAACUUGUUCUUGUAGUGCAUCUAUUCAUCCCCUACUUCUUUUAAAUAACAAAUAUAGUAGGAAAAUAUUGGAUCGUGCUCUUUUGUCAUCUGAAACGGAACACUGAAAUGCCACGCUAUGAUUAGUUUGACGCCCAAUUUUUUAGUUGUGCGAGAGAUUAGCAGCACUCUUCUUUAAGAACAAGCACCAAGUCGUUAAGGUGGUAAUUCGGGAGUGCCCGAAGGUUCAUCCUUCCUGUGGCAUAAGUAUAAGUAUUCAGGAUAUUUAAGCAUUUAACCACACUUUCUAUCACUGGGUUGCCAGGAUGUUGGUAGAACAAGUCAGAGAAAAGUUUGUAAACCACAAGGCGUAGUCAAGUAUUUUCAAACUUUUUGAGUGUUCUCCCAACAUUUUAAGUGGUUUAUUAGCCAGUAGAAAGUGUCGUUUAUUGCUUCUCUGACACAAGUAAUUGUGUCAGAGAUAAUGAUAAAUUUAACCUUAUUUUGCGAUCAAGCCGCCGAUUCUCAUCAAACCGGUCAGAAAAGUGCGAUAAACCAAUCAAAGCGUCGGAAACUGAAUGAACUGCCGACCAGAAAAGAGAAGGUCUGAUUGAUUGAUCGCUGAAUGAAAGCAAUAACACGGAGAAACUGAGCAGAAAUUGUUAUGAAAAUCAACGAGAAAGAUCGAUAUGUAAAAUGACGACGCAAAUUAUACCGUGCUACUGAAGAAUAAUUCAAUUUGGACGCAGAAAAUGCGAUUUUGUGAUCAGGACUGGCCUACAGCUUACAGUUUUACUGAAUGAAAAGGAGGGAAAGCUCGACAAAAAUAUGUACUGAGCUUUUCAACGAAACUGACUCUUUCUAUGUCAAAGGUGGACUGUUGUCGUCGUCUGAAGAGUCAAAUAUGAGUUUUAUUUGUUUAUAAGUUUGUUGUUGUUGCACUGGCUUUAAACCAACUUUUACCGGAGUUUUUUGUAGUAUGAACACCCAGAUAAAAAGGUGCAUUUUGUUUGUUCAUGGACUCUGGUCUCUAUUCAGAAUAGAUCUUGAAUAGAACAACAGGAUCUCGUUCGCGCGGUAAAUUUGGAGUCGCGAAAGCUUUAGGUUUGAUCGGUUGGACAUUACGUGGAUCAGCUCCACUUCUAGUUUUAAUUUGUCUUUCAGAAAAAUGUAAAUGGUCAGCUCCAUCUGCAUCUUUCAUGAGGUGAAGGUCUCCCCAGCACAUUUGCUGAUGCUCUCCACAUCUUCGUAGACCAAAAAGCAGUGAGUCGAAGAGCCAGAGUGUGUUUGUCACUGUUUCUCCGUUUGAAAUUCCUAGGAGGCUUUUUUAGCAGAGAAUAUUGAUCCCAUCGCUUAAGGCUUCUGUUCCUUUAGGUUUAUUUCCUUUUCCCUCCUUUUUAAGCUGCUUGUUUAUAGCUUCAAGACAUUUUCUUGCGCGUUCAAAAGCAACGUCUUCGAUGACACUGACGGGAUCAUUACAUUCUUUCAAAUGUCGAUUAAACUUGAAAACAGACCUCUAAGACUUGGAAGUUCAAAGUCUGCCCUCUUUUCACUUCACACGAAGGAUAAACUCGCAGAUGUAUUCGUUCAAUUCUCUGGCUUCGAUGUCUUCAGGAUUUCUUUGCUCGUGUCUUUUUUUUAUCUCAGAAAUUCGAUGAGUAGCUUCACAUCUCGUGAAUUUUUGCUUUGUUGCUCGAUAAUGUAGUCGUCAAUUUACUUUCCUAAAUGCUCAAAUCUCGUGGAUCCUUGAGCCAUCGUUAAAAGUACAAGUAUUGUACUUUUGGUACGAAACUUUUCUCGCUAUGGAGGUUUGACAAGUCUCUCCUAAUUGGACGAAUCGCAUCACGCACUAGUGAGAAAGCCAUUUUGCUGCUGUGACUGGCUAUUAGAAUUUUUAAGCGAAUUUUCUAAUGAAGAGAACUGUGAGUAAUUCUCAGUAUGUAUAUAAUAUCUAAGAUUUAAUCUAUUUCUUCUGAUAUUUUGUUUUAGCUGUGUCGCCAUCAAAUGAAUGUGAUGGGCCAGGUGCAUCAAGGCCAACGCUUUUCAGGAAGUUUAAAGGUAUCAUUUCAAGAGCUGAGCUAAACUGUCAAAUGGCGUGGGAGAAAAUUUGACUGUAUUUUUUUUUAUUUCUAAGAGCCGUCGUAAAUAUUCCCAUACAAACUCUUAUAAUUUUGCUAUGACUCUCAUUUCGCAAGAUGAUCAUCUCACAGGUGGAGCUUGGGCCGCCUGUGCUUCCGCCAAACAUCUUAAGGCACGAUUUAGUCAACUGAUGCGUAAGAUUAUUGUAUUUAUAUGUCUCUGACUCCCUUAAAACCUAUUUUAUAUAGUUUUGUUCUCGGCUUUGCUAUCAACACAUGAUGUGGACAGGAGAGGUUGAAUAUAGGUUUUUAAUUAACUGUGUUUGAGUCCAACUUGACCAAGAUAUGAUUUCUCUGACUCGCAAAAUCAUUACUCCACCGUUUCGCAAUUAAAACACUGUGUCCGUCGAGAAGCCCUUCUGUCCAAACCAGCCAUUUUUAACGUAUACGGCGAAGGUUACCCAUACAAAUCAUAUUUUAUGUGGAUAUGAUGGUCGCAAAAAUGAGGAAAUUACAAGUGCAUUUUCCUUUGUUUCUUAGGCUUUUUCGUCUCAUCAAAGUCAACACGACAGGGAAGGCGUUCACAUCAAAAAAAACCGAAAGAGCCUAAAAGUAACACCGAAGGUAAUUUUUAGUCAUUUCGGCAUAAAAGUUUUCCUCACCUUCAGGAAGUGAAGUCAUCCAUGUUAAACAGUAUUAGGAUGAGACUAGAAAUUAUACAUAUAUUCUCUUGAAUGAGACCAGUUUGUCUAGUCUAGUUUUGUUCAGUAAAAUGCUGAACAUUGUCUGUGGACAGUAGCUGUUUUAUAGGUUCGUUUCGUGAAAAUUAAUCCAUUUGUUAUCACAAGAGACUGCCCAAAACUAUGAGUCUCUAUUUGCAUAGAAGCAUGUUCAUAAAAGAUAUUUAGAAAUUCAGAAUCCACUGCUCAGGCGCGUAUUCGGAAGAUCCCAUGCAUCACCUCGUUCUCAUUUUCAAAUUCACAAACAAAAAGUUCAAACUGAAUGCUUGAAAUCUUCUCGAGCCGAAAAAGUUACCCUCUAAACUAAAUUUAGACUGGGUCUAUAAAUUUGAAAGAUAAAUUCGAUUUUCAAACUUUCAUUAAGUUUCUCAGGAAACUCAUAGCGACGUGAAACAGCCAUGUCAUUUCGAAUUUUCAUUUAUAAUCGCAGCUUCUUCAGGAAUGCAGCUGUUAGCCGGCCCAUCUCAUGAAGACCAUCUUGAAUAUGUUCAAGAGCACGAAGAGAGAACAGACAGACUGGAAAUUUUAGGAAGUGAAGAAGUGGAAAUGGACAUUACUGGUAAAUUAAAUUUAAAGGUUAAAAAUGCUGUAGAAACCAUUAAUGAUGUUCAACGCCACCUUUGACUAAAAUUAUACAUGAACGGAUGACAUUUUUAGUGCACUUUGAAAAUGGUCCGUGCACGGUUCGUCCAUUCGAUAUUUUCGUUUUCUGUUCUACAGUCGACAGCAAAAAAGCCCAUCCACAACAUUAGUUCAAGUUUUUUUAUUACAAUUUCACCAAUGUAUAACCUGAUUCUACCUAAAACUCAUCGUUUAAGUUGAAUUCUGAGUUGAACCACUUAGCCUUGAGUUCCUUUAACCGCUCAAGGAUCUGUUUUAUUAUUUACUUUUGGUAGCUCAAUGGAGGACGCUUAUUCGAAACAGGGUGCUUACUAAGGGCAUGGCGCUUAUUUCUUUAAUAAGAAACAGCAGAAUGUGCGAAAUAAGCCUAUGCUGUUUAUCUGAAAGGGAUUAAGAAGACUGAAAAACGGGCGUGUUACUAACUAGAACGAAUAACCAAGUAUUCGUCGCAAAAUUUUAAGCACAGUCAUUUGUUUGAAGGAGCGGUGCACUCACUUGAAUAUAAUAGUUGAGAGACUGAGACUACGGCCACUAUUUUUAUAAUAGUGCUUUAAGUGAGCAGUUAAAGGAAGAUGAACCACAGUUGAUCUCCAUGUAAAUGUACUCUAACAGUACUAUUGCUGAUACAGAAUAUGGGCGUCCAUUGGAAUAGGGGUGCUUUAUUUGGAGAGGGGGUACUUAUGGGAACGAGGGCGCUACAUCGAAUCACUUCGGUAAUUUUGCCAACAUCGUCUUCAAGCCUUAUUGUUUGUUACGCCGACAACAACAAAAGCGGAAGAUGAAAUGGCGCUUAACCUAAGAUGCAACAGAUUGUUCUCUAGACAGAGCGAGUGAAAGCGACGGACAGAGGUAGUCAUUAUCAUCUGAUCAAAUUACCAGACAUAAAAGGGGUCUCAAUGGGGUGACAGUUAAUUCCUUACCAUUACAGUUAAAGAAAAGUUGUCAUGAUGAAAUUUAUUUACGACUUAUGAUUAAUUAUUGCCAAUUUUUACGGCUAACAGCUAAGUUUUUUUACCGUUUUACGACCAACGCUCGAAAAAACUCGUUGUAAGUCAGUAUUCCCUCAGUUCAAGCCCUCACGGGAUUAGGGAACACACUCAACAAAGCGUGUAAUGAACCAAGAGUCAAUUGUGACUCCGUGCUAAACGUAGCCUGGUGGAAUUUGUGAAGCAAAAAUCUACAGGUUAUUCUGAAUGAAAGUAAGUACGACUAAUGAAGUUAACCGCUUUUAUUAGCAAACAAAACUGUAUGGAGGCACAGCGAAAUGCAGUUUAGUUUCUUCCCUUCUUCCCCAAUAAAUUUCAUAGAAAUUGUUAGUGUCCACGCCUUUUAUUAAGGUUUUGGCUUUGGUUUAGCUUCCUCAGGAAGGUGUAAAGCCAGUCCUUCCCUUGUUAAAAAUGCCGACUCUGGGAAGCGGUGCUACAAGGUGAUGGACAGUCAGAAAGGUUUGGAGAGUGACGGAGAGAAACAAAGCAGUGGUAAAUGAAAACAUGACUUCCUCAUAUUUUGAUACUUUUUUAGAGACUUAUGGUGUUUAUCUUGUAAAAUAUAUUCAUGAAACAAUUUAAUAAUAUCAAUAACGAAAAUACAAACUAUGUUAAUGACAAUGAGAAGAUUAAUGGUAACUGACUGUGAAUAUAUGAAAAUCAUAUAUGUAACUGCGGAUAAAGAAGUGAAUGUGAAAGCGAUCUUCGCAGUUAAGAACACUACUCGAACAGUAGUGAAAAUAAGGCCUGAAAAAAAUUCAGCCUUGUACGGGAAUUGAACCCAUGAUCUCUGCGAUACCGGGCAGUGCUCUACCAACUGAGCUUACAAGCUUUGCUUUUAUUUGAUUGUGUGCAUGCGAACGUGUAAGCAAAUAAGACUGCAUUUUGACUAGUAUAUAUAUAUAUAUAAGGGACAAUGGAAAAAUAUUUUUGAAAAAUUCAUUUCCAAAGAGGAGUAAAAAACUAAGGGCUAAACUCUUGCUUCUUUAUCUAUCUUCAGGAAAGGUUCCAACCAGCCGUUCCGUUAAUAACCAUGUCAGAAAAAAUCAUUUUAACGUAGAAACCGCAAUGGAAUGCAACCAAACGACAGACAGGCAGCCAAGCUUCGGCGGUGACGGAACUUUGCAGCAGAUUUCUGGUAUUAAAAUAUUAUGUUUUUAAUAAUUUUUUUUUUUAACGAGGUACACGAGAAUAUUGAGCGUACAGACGAUUUGGUCAGAUUCAGUUGCAAUUACAUCCAAAAACAUGAAUCGGAACUAACUGACCAAAAUUCAAGCCCUCGAAUACUUAAGAUUGUUCUUUAGUUGGCAUCAGUGUAAGACCUUCAAAAAGGCCUAUACUGUCUUCAUUUCAGUUCAGAUUCGGCAGAGGUCAGAGAGGAAAAACAGUUAUUAGAAAUAUUCAACCUUAUCUUGCCAGGGUUUUUCAUUUAUCAAGGGGCAUAUUGUGGAACAGAUGUUUACAAUCAUUGCUGUAAACAAGUAAGUGUAAUAAUACAUAGCUUAGACAGGCCAGGAAUAUAGCUUUAAAGAGGCGACGUUCCCCCCCAAUCCUCUUCCUUUUCCCUCUGUUUUCUUUAUUUUUCUUUAUUUUUGUCUCUCGCAAACGUCAAUCAUUCAGCACCUUCAUUUACUAAUGGAAUACACUGUGAAGGCUACUGGCUAAAUUUAGUGGAAUAUAUCCAAUGCAUUUUUCUUUAUUGCCUACUUUUAUUGUUUCUGCAUAUUGUUAUUUUCUUUUCUUGAGGAAAGAACGAGGGUAAGGAAAAGAAUUUUAGAAUAUUUAUUCUGGUAUGUUUUCUUUACGUGCAUACGGUGUGCAACGACAAUAAUUCCACUUAUAAAUUGAAAUGUUCCUUCCUCAGAUAUGCGGUAAUCCAUCACAGAGCACAGGUAAAAGGAAGUAAAUUAACGUCAAAAGGACCAGUACAAAGUCAGAUUUAUGACUGAGCAGUAGUCCUUUUGACUUUUGUAUGGAUUUUUAACUGUUUACGUCUUGUUUGAUCAAGAUCGAUCGCUCACGCUGUGAACGUGGUACCUGAAAUUUUAAUUUGCCUAGGUAAAGACGCAUGCAUUAAUGCCCUAUUUAAACGGCUGUUUUGCACAGCCUCCCUUCGAGCGCCCGAAAAACUAUGCAGGUAAUCGCAACUUUUCACCUCAAAUUUUGGGGCUUUGUUCUCAAACUAGAAGUAUUUACAUGGAGCGCUCUCUUUCUCGGAUGUUACCCCCUUGUUCACAGUUUUCCUAUGGGGACAUGUCAGCUGGCGACUAACAAAUAUUUAAUUGUCUCCGUGUAAAAGCCAAAGGAAUAUCAGUCUAUGCUUGCAGUGUUGUAAUUAGAAUAUCGUCGGAUAUGCUUAUAAAAUGAUUAUUAAUGAAAACAAAAGCUAUAUCUUGAAUUGAACUUAACAAAAAAUUUUUAAUAAAAAGGAGAGGUUCUGAUUAAAUGGUGUUGUUUGAAAAUAAGAUAAAUACUCAUUUUCUAACAGUUCUUCUUGUUAUUUUCAGGACAACUUUUACUAUCUCGCUCUGCUCAAAGUCCAUCUUCACUACAACAUGAAAUAGACAUUAGGGACCUACCCAACGUAAUAUGACAAGCCUUCGUGGACUUCUAUACAAAAAAAUAUACAAAAUUUUUAAACUUCAGUUCGCUGAAAGUCACUUCCAGUGUUUUCUAGUGUUCGUUCAUGUCAGGGAAAGAGAAAAUUUAUUUUCAUUCAAGAGUACAGUUGGCGAGUCUCUUAAUCACAAAUUAACCUAGACAAGUAUCCCCCUUGUAUAAAAGAACAAAAAAACUUCCCCCAGUAAAUUCAAAAUAUCAUGAGUGAAGAGGCGCAGCUUGUUUAGUCUUUUUUUCACCAAUGCUCUUCGCCAAAACUAUUAUCGAAGAACCUCUUUGGGACUCCAUGUCUCAUUUUGCCCAAAAGAACACUUAAAUUCACGUAUUGGUCAUGAGGAUUCUAUAUCGGAAGUUUUAUAACGUGACGGACAAAUUUUCCAGUCAGUUAGAGUAGCAGCACUUAACAAAUCAACAAAUCGGUAACUAAAGCUUUGACAUUUACCCUAGCAGAGCGGAAUAAAGAUCGAGCAGCAGCCCAAAUCUAAAAAACAACCGGAAGGUUCAGAAGUAAUUUUCGAGUUGAAGGUGCAGGAGCAGGAUAAAUAUUCCUAUCAGUGGCUGAAAGAUGGAGCCGAACUGGAGGGAAAGUGCGAUGCCACCCUUAUCCUUGAUAACGUUGAGCUCCGUGAAUUUGGCUGGUACAAAUGUCGAGUUUGCUCUCGAGAAAAUUUUGGAAUCAACUGCGAGUCAUCACGGGCAUGGCUGGAUGUCGUCCCCAAAGUUCAGAAUGCAACAAGUAAGAACUGCUCAAAGUGUGAUAGAACCUUAAUGUCUUAAAUCCUUUAUGUGAAAAUAGCCUGCACGUGCCUUAUACUAGCUAUGGUAAACCUCUCGAGGUAAAAACCUAAUCGAACAUGUUAACAAAACCAGUCUUAUUUGCGACAGAGUCAUUGUUUAUAAAUUAAAAACAAGCCUUCAGUCUUAAAACUCUCACACACAACGAAAUAUGAAUCUUUUUGAAAGACUGGAUCUAAUAUGCUAAAAAUAGCUCAAAAUGGUGCGCCGACUCAGAUGCAUGCAAUUUAUUUGUUUUUUCUUUUCGUUGUGCAACACAUCAAACAACUUUGAUUAUUUAUUUAGAUGUCUCUUUUACCUCAUAGGACUAAAAAAGUUUAUAGACGUAGACCUAUCAACUUGUGAUAGCAUAGCUCUCUAUCUGAAUAAAGAUUUGCUACCUGGUCUUGGAGGUUACAGACAGGCGGCCGCUGUGUUUGGCAUGACGAGCGACAUGAUUGGAGCACUUGAAACAUGCAAGUCCCCUGGACAAGAGGUCAUCGAAUUUUUGAAGGCAGCCAAACCAGACAUAACAGUUUACACAGUUUGUAAACAGUUAAAGGACGACAAAAUGAGGCGUUUUGAUAUCGCAAAGAUCUUGGAGAACCAUCUUACAAUUACUUAAAGUGAAGUCUGGUUUAAAAGCUAAAAAUCUCAAAAUAUAUUUUAAUUUUAAAAACAGUAAAAUCCUCCUCGAACAUGUUCUGAAUUUCUUGUUUCUUUGGGUGCACACUUAAAAUUUGCAGAUCAGUAGGACCUAUUUUGUGGCGUAUUAAGGAGCCUUUUGAAAAUGCGCUUCGAGGACUACAUGAAAAAAUGCAUGUAAUCACUCCAAAGGCCAAUCAGAAUAUUCCAAGGAGCUAAUGAAAACUCAGGGAAAAUGUCUGUCUUAUGAACCGUCUUUAAGCUUGGGAAAACGCACGCAGACCAACUCAAGUCUUGGUUGAUUUUAGGUUUUGAAUUUAAUUGUCUAGCGCCAGGUGUUCGUUAUAACCAAAUAUACCGUAAAGGAGAGCAAAACCAAAACUAUCCGCCUUAGAAGCGCUUUUGACGCUCAGUUCAAAAUCCGCCCCGGCUGGCAAGCGAGUACAUGUAUAAGUUAAUGAAUAAGUGAAUACCGAAAGUGGUGCGUAAGUAAGAAAGUGAAUAAGUAAGAAAGGAAAUAACGUUGAAUUGUAACAUUUUGUGAAGCACCUAGUAAGUUACGUAUGAUUGAGUUAUUUAUUUAAAUGAAUCCAUACAUGUCGUUUAGAUUUGAAUUUAAAGUCCAAAUUAUCAGGGUUUUUAAUUAUGACAAUGAGAUUUCUGAUUUUAACCUUCUUGUGUAACUUCCUUAAUGGAAAUGCUUAGGUUUGCCUUGGACCUAUACUAAAGUUCUUAUUUUGGCUUUUGUAACAAAAAUUGAGUUUUGGUAAGCGUGUUGUUGUUUAUUCGUGAGAUCCUUGUGAAAGUGGUAGGGUCAAAGUUCCGAUAUCAAACGUAUAAUCCUCUGAGAUCAGUUGGCUCGCAUGCUCGCUCAUGCCUACC